Molecule: messenger RNA, 813 nt
Organism: Knipowitschia caucasica
Lineage: Eukaryota; Metazoa; Chordata; Actinopteri; Gobiiformes; Gobiidae
Source: the annotation of a GenBank genome assembly
AUGUGUGAACAGGAAGUGCUGCUCAUCUCAUCAGACAGGAAGUGGUGCGACUCAGCUACAGAUACUUUCCACCUCUCACUUGUGUCAAACUUUGUCCCACAUCGAUGCCACGCUAUGAACCUGCGCCAGUUUUCUUUGUGGUUCGGGAGCUUCACCAACUUGUCGUUCCGCCGCUCUGGAAGGAGCAGUGUCUCUGAUGAGGACAAACCAGAAGAGACCGCAGUGGUGGACAACCUGGAGGCCACUCGUCCACAAACAUCUAGCUAUGUGAGGUCCAGCAAUGGCUACAGUCAUAUGGGCACACUGCCACGACAGCUCUGGAAGAAGAGACACAAGAGUUAUACAGAGAGCCCCAACAGCAACAAGAUGACGAAAGACAAUUGUAGCCCAGACCCCUGCCCUGAAAAGAGCACAAACAGACCCUCAACAGAGACCCCCAGAGCAGAGGAGGAGAGGCCGGCAGAAAAGCCCGGAGCAGACCCUCAACACAAUCUAAACACACCGACAGAAGACUCAGCACGAAUGAAACCCACAGACCUCCAACAAGCCACUUCUGAAGCUGUGUCUGAGACGUGCGCGCCCCCUCGUGGCUGCAGUGCAGACGUGCAACCACACACAUGCACAAUAAACGAUGAAGAAGAUAAGAAAGAGCUUGACGUGAAAAUAUCUAUCGCAGCCAGUAACAUAUGUGGUGUGAAGAACCGGACAGCGAUCGAGCAGUCAUGUCAAGAGGAGAGAUAUGCAAGCUCCAUGGAGUCUAGAGAGUGUCAGCCAGAAUAUGUGACUGUGAGUACUCUUUGCCUAUUUGAUUGA